AUGACGUUUCUUUUUGGUGUCAGCCACUUUUGUCGCUCUUGCGCUCAGGGAGGGAGAUAAAGCCGGCAGUCUAUCUGUGGUAGAGCAGCCGCACACACCUUGUUGGAUUUAAAUCUGUGGAUUUAUUCCCUGUGAGCGCCAGAGAUUGAUUCACGCGCUUUCCAAGCAUCCUUUGAUUUCCAGUUCUGCAUAUCAGCCCCACGUCAGAAAAGAUGAAGCAGUGGCUGAUCAGUGGUCACGAGGUGGUGGCCAUGGACGACGAGUGGUUGGAGAGGAUAAAGAAGCAUCAAAGUAUGCAGUAUAAGCACGGAGUGGUCCGCCUUAUGCCCGAGGGGUGGCUGUACCCUGCCGCCGCUCCUGUCUUCCUUGAUAAGCUGCAAACAUUUGAGUUUCGCUCAGAGGACGUGAUGGUGGUGACCUUCCCCAAGUGUGGCACAACGUGGAUGCAGGAGAUCCUGUGGACCAUGUUGCAUAAUCCCAACUUGGACAAUCCGGAGGCCAGCAAGGAGCUCUUGCUUCGCUCGCUUGACAUCAGCUGUGAUAUGAUGCUAGACGCAGACUUGUGGGACGUCGUGAAACUGCAUUCAUUUGAAGAUUUAUUCAACACACUGUGUCCGGGAAAGAGUCUUGAGGACGGACUGAACAUCCAAUGUCUUGAGGCGACCCCUGGAAGGCGCGUCAUAAAGAGUCACUUUCCGUUACAGCUAAUGAGAAAAGACCUCCUUGAGAAAACAAAGGUUGUCUACGUGGCAAGAAAUCCCAAGGACGCCAUUGUAUCUUUAUACCACUUCAUGCGUGUGCUUCAAGUGUUCAAUUACACUGCGUCUUUUGAAGACUUUACCAGAGACUUCAUGAACUCUGAACUCGUGUAUAUGCCGUACUGGCCGCAUGUGAAAGCAGCCUGGGACCUCAGACAUCACCCAAACCUGCACUUUGUCUUCUUCGAAGAUAUGAAAAGUGACAUCAUGACUGAACUAAAAAAACUGAAUGAAUUUACGCAAGCAAACUUAAGCCUCAAACAACUUGAAAACAUUGCAGACUACACCACAUUUUCUAAAAUGAAAUCCAGAGGAGAGCCUAUUCAGGAUCCCAUGUAUCACAAGGAUCUUCUGGAGAAGCACGGAGCUUACUUUAGGAAAGGGUUGACCGGGGACUGGAAGAAACACUUCACUCCGGAGCUGCUGGAAGAGGUCGACCGGUGGAUUGAGAAGAAUGUUGAAGUGACUGGCAUAUGCUUCUAGUGAAUCAUGAAUGUGCCUCAAACUGCCUUACAGCUUCUGUAAAUUUUCAGUGAUGAUGUGCUGUAGUAUGCAAUAGUUUCCAAUAUGUCACACACACACACACACACACACAUAUUCUUUACAUUUUCAGUUUAACUGCCUAAAGAAUAAACCGUUUAUUAUUAUUAUUAUUAUUAUUAUUAUUAUUAUUAUUAUUAUUAUUAUUAUUAUUAUUAUUAUACACACACACACAGAUGGGUAGAUAGAUAGGUUUAUUGGCUACCAGCUGAAUGCAGAGUUAAAAAUGGUUGUUAGAGAUAGCUUUAUAUGAUCAUUAUAAUUAUUUACCCAUUAUUUCCCACACAUUAUCUGCCUGCAGUCCAAGAAUAUUUGUUAACUGCGAAGCAGAAUCUAACAGCUACUAAACUAAUUAUCUGAGCAAAUAAUUAUAUAACUAUCACACUGUUCCACCACACGGUCACCCACACUAAAUGAUUUCUUUUUAUCAACCUCACCGUUUAUGACAAAAACAUUUACUCUCAUACCAUGCUCUUGACAUUAUAUGGAAAACAAUAAUUCUUGCUCUGAGGUCACAUAACUUGCCUAUUACUAGAUGAGAAGCUGUACUACGUUACGCAUUACAUUCUAUACGCUCAUUGCUUUGCGCAGCAAGUAAUGUUACUUCCCAUGAGCGCCUCUUUAACCAUCAACGAAAGACAAGUACUGCCCUCUCUGUGCCAAUGGCUCACAGUACCGGGACCAGUUCUAGUAAAGCAUCACGCACGACAUUCCAAGUAUGCACCUACUAUGGCUGACGAAGCAGAACCCUUCGAAAUUAACCCACGGUGUGCUCUUGUACGCUUUCUCUGUGGAAAGGAGACUUCUCAUUGAAACUUGUUUCACUGAGGGAUUUAACACCCUGUGGGGACGCACCGACUAUCGAAGAUGGCCUGUGUAAAAGCGAUCAAAAUGUUAAAGAGGAACAAGCACAUCUACCUCUAAACAUCUCUCCUGAUGCUCACCUAAGUAAUGGUUCCUUGCUUUGGUGUGGAUAGUAAAGAAUGGGUUGUGGUCAAUCGUAUCCUGAACACAAUUCAGGUGAGUUACAUAUAUGUGUAUUUCUUGCUUCUAUACGGUGUUGAGAUUGUUUGGAUUAUUGUGUCUAUGUAAGAGUAUAAUAUACUCUUGCAACAACAUGACUUUUAUAUCAUAAAUGUUUAUAUUUUAAAUUAUGAUGAUGCAAGUAUGCAAAUCUUUGUCGAUUAAACCUCAUUGUAAGGCACUCGAGUUUUGCUUUUUGACGAUUAAACCUUACUCUAAGGCA
This is a messenger RNA of Scylla paramamosain (green mud crab), 2544 nucleotides long. RefSeq names its product sulfotransferase 1A1-like. NCBI's taxonomy places the organism in Eukaryota, Metazoa, Arthropoda, Malacostraca, Decapoda, Portunidae. Gene Ontology annotation, cellular component: cytoplasm. The record is from RefSeq and is a predicted model, not a curated record. The transcript has 8 exons. The coding region runs from base 213 to 1241 and encodes 342 amino acids. Gene Ontology annotation, molecular function: sulfotransferase activity. Gene Ontology annotation, biological process: sulfation.